AUGUCAGACAACGAGACAACUCCUGCCACACCCUCGAAGCCAACCCCACCUCCCCUCCAUCCCGUUUAUUCAGUUACCAACAUUCAGCAAAAGGUUCGAGUUCUUGAUGGUGUAAAAGUCUCAUACACCUCAUGGGUUCGCCUCUUUCAGCUACACGCUCGCGGCUAUCGGGUUCUUGCUCACAUUGACGGCACGCCGUCACCCGGAGAAAAAGAUCCUACGUAUGCUUCAUGGCAGGAAAUUGAUUCAAUUGUGCUUCAAUGGAUCUAUGGAUCUAUUUCGGAUGAUUUACUUGGACGCGUUCUCACUGCUGAAUCCACGGCUCGUCAAGCCUGGAUCCGGAUUCAGAACAUAUUUCACAACAACAAGGGCGCUCGUAUCGCUGCUCUUGAACACGAGUUCGCUAAUAUGACUCUCAAGUCCCAACCUUCAUUGGAGGCGUAUUUUCAGCGUCUACGCGAACUCGCCGACCAGCUUAAUGAUCUUCUUGACGUUCCUAUUGAUGACAAGCGGCUUGUCCUGCAGAUGGUCCGUGGUUUGCCGACAGAGUUUGAUACUAUGGGGUCCCUCAUUCACCAGUCUCUUCCGGCCUGGGAGGAGGCAUGUGAGAUGCUUCUUGGAGAUCAAAAGAGACGCCAAGCCCGCGAUCUUUUGGAUGGAAAUACUGUUGUUGCUGCUGCCCAAACACCAAACCCAUCACCCACCAAUAACCUUCCGCCCACUCGUGACUCCACACCCAACCCAACUAACACCCAACCCAACCGUGACUAUCGGUCCCGGUCAAACCAGCCCCGGAACCGAGGUCGCGGCCGUGGCUCAGCCUCUCGUAACACCUCAUCUCAGCCCAACAACACCCACCAGUCGCGCUCCUUUGGAUCUGCACCUCCCCCUCCAUACCCAUAUUGGGCUCCCCCACCUUACUGGGCUCCGCCCCCAUGCCCCUACCCAACUACAUCCGCCUGGACCCAACCUUGGCAACCAUACGGGCCUACUCCACCUCCUGCGGGUCAGCAGCCAUCGGCUCAGCAGUCGUCACCCACUUCUCAGCCCAACGGCCAGCAGGCCCACGCUCACUUCACUGACUUGGAUGCUUUGGACCCAUCUCAAAUCGCCCAGGCAUUUCAGACAAUUGCCGUGAACUCCGCGGCUAAUGAGAAUUGGGAUAUGGACACUGGAACGACGUCUCAUGUCACUCUCGAUCAAGGUACUCUCUCCACUUUUUCCCCGAUUACAAGGAUGGCACUGUAA
This is a messenger RNA of Helianthus annuus (common sunflower), 1248 nucleotides long. RefSeq lists its product as uncharacterized. Lineage: Eukaryota; Viridiplantae; Streptophyta; Magnoliopsida; Asterales; Asteraceae. The record is from RefSeq and is a predicted model, not a curated record. The transcript has 2 exons. Bases 1 to 1248 code for a protein of 415 amino acids.